AUGACUGAAGAAAUCCAGAAAAAACUUCAAAAGGAACUCGAAAUUUUUAAUGGAGUUCAAAAGGAAUAUCAUAAGGCUAUGGCCCAAAAGCAGCAACUAGAUAGCCAGUUGAACGAAAAUAAAGCAGUCAAAGAAGAAUUGAUGUUACUCAAAAAAGAUGCAGAAGUGUAUAAAUUAAUAGGGCCAGUCUUAAUAAAGCAGGAUUUGGAAGAAGCCAGACAAAAUGUUGCGAAACGAAUGGAAUACAUUAAUAAAGAAAUGAAAAGAACAGAUGAUCACAUUUCGGCAUUAGAAAAUAAACAAGAGGCUUUGCAAGAAAACUUAAAUAAACUAAAAAAUGAUCUAGGGAAAAUGAAAAUAAAAGCUUGA
Molecule: messenger RNA, 369 nt
Organism: Chilo suppressalis (striped riceborer)
Lineage: Eukaryota; Metazoa; Arthropoda; Insecta; Lepidoptera; Crambidae
Source: the annotation of a GenBank genome assembly